GAUGUGCUGUCUUGAAUAGUCAUUUCAUGUACAGCACAUGGGGUUGGGAGGGGGCCUGUUCCCAUGGUGACCACCAGUUACAUAACAGUGGGUACCUACUGUAGCUGCACCAUUAGAGAAUGAGAGAUAAGGGCACAGAGGGAGACUAUUAACAGAAAUUAUUUCCCUACCAGUUUAGAUUUAGAAAACAGUUUGCAGGAGCUGAAAGGAGGCACUUUAAGAGCAAUGAGAGCAAAAACCAUAAAAAGCAGCACAGCUUUCAAAAUAUCUCAUUCUGCAUGUAUGCAGUUAUUUUUUUUUAUUAACCAGGCACUGCUGUGCUCCUGUGAUCAUACUGUAACCUGCUCUGUGCUGCUAACUUAACCUUUCGUUAUCUCUUUGUCUCUUAUAAAAAGUAUAAAGUAAAUUAACUUUAGUAAGGCUAAUUAAAUCAUAGUGAAUGUAAUUUAAAAUGACUGAACCAUAAUUAUCCAUCCUAUAUCACAUGAUGACAUUUACAACAAAUAGAAUCUGACUGGUUUUCAGACCCUAAGGGGGAUAUUAUCCCAAUGAAUUUAUUUAUUGUUGACUGUGCAGCUCUCAAUUGCCUAUGAGAAUGACAGCAGCCGAAACAGCUUUAUUCUUUAAAUCACUGCCGCUAGUUUGCAUUGUAUUUUAUUUUCUCUACACUUUUUAAUGCAUGUGUAUUAGAAAAGUUGCAAGGUGAAAACUCACUUUCACCCUUUGGGUAAGUCAGUAAGUCUGUAUAAAAUCUAUACCAUUAUUCUUAGUUGCAACUGAGAAAACACACGUAUCUCCACUACAUCUUCACAGACAAAAUUAAUGUCUUUCUAAAUUGGCCAAGUUCAGACAUCACUGAUUUUCUUUAGGUUUAGGGCAGACGUUUGCACUUCUGGAAGUUAGAAUUCUUUGACAUGCAAGAUUUUUGCAUUUUCAUCCUAACAAACUUUCAACUUAACGUUCAAUAGCUGCAACUGUACACGCUAAACUACAACUCCUCCUGAUCUGCAAUCAGUGUAAACCAUCUUGACUGACUGGCCAAGAGAGAGAGAUGGAAGGCGAAGUGAGCAGUAGUAGCAGUGCUCUAAAUUUAGUUGCCCCUCCACUUGUGAACUAAAUACCAAUGACAACAGACAAACUGACACCCACCCACCUACUCACUCAGUAACAUAGUCAGUUAGGUCAGGCCUGAGCCCCCUCUGCCCACCCUCCUCAUGCCGAGCUCCAGUGUCGGGGAGCACGAGCACCCACACAGAUCGCAAUUCUCAGUCUGACCCUCCUGCCUCUCACCUUUCUGACUUCCCACCCUGAGGAGACAGGCACAAGUUAAGACUACCCCCUGAGGGUCCUUCAGGACAGGUAAGCAUCACUCGGGCUUCUCCACAGGUGUGCUGUCUAGCUCUGUCUAGCUACUUUGAAUCAAGCAUGGCCCUCACUACCACCCACAGUGAUUCCUGCUGCAUUUUCAUAUCAGCCACAUACAGUAGCUUUCUCUCUAUUGUAGUUUUUCCACACUGAUCUGCUGCUGCAUUGUCUUUUUGGGUCUUUGAUCUUUCUUUUUUUUCAUAAUAUCCUGAUUAAAGUCAAUUAUGCUUUUGUUUAAUACACUGAGAUAAAAAUGAAUGCAAUCCUGAAAACAUUAUUCUUUUAUCUGAUAAUCAUAACUGCUGUUUUCCAAAUGGUUUGCAUGGAGAAUCAGCUUCAGCAUUUGGUAUGAGAUACUUAUUUGUUCUAUUGCAAAACUUUUUGGAAAUGUUUUGGAUUGAAAUGAAACACUUGUGUUCACUGACACCUUGAUGUAAACUAUCAACUGGGCUGUUUUAUCCUCAGUCUCACAUGUUUGCUGUGACAGCAACCUUUUCUCUAUCUGUGUCCUUUCAGCCCACUUGAACAAUUUCAAACAUAUUGAUUCCCAGACCCCUGACACAGCUGGCUGCCAUGUCUGAAGAGCAUGUGCUUGGCGUUUAACAGCUCAAGGUUAUUUAAAGGGAUGUGCUAACUUUGCCCUUUUCACUGCCCCAAUAAAUUCUGUCUUCUAUGUUGGGUCUUUGUGCGUGUGGUGGAUGCCUGAUGUUGGCCAAUCGAUGAUCUAAAUGCAGUUGUGUUGCUUUGCUUUUGUCUUUGGUUGUUUAUCUGAACAGCUUGUAGUGACGUGCACACUCUCCUGUAACUUUUUGUCUCACCCUGAACUCCCAGGGGCAGCCAUGUCACAGUUUUCCACCAUGACGACCAGAGAAAGGAAAAUGCAGGCAGCAGCAAUCUGCAGGGAAGUUCAAGCCCAGGAAGAUUUACAGAUGGAUCUGGGGAAGAAAAUGAGUGUCCCUAAAGAGAUCAUGCUGGAGGAGCUCUCUCUUGCCUCCAACCGGGGCUCCCGGCUCUUCAAAAUGCGCCAGAGACGCUCAGAAAAAUACACUUUUGAAAGCAUCCAGAAUGAAAACAACAACCAGCUCAAUAGCAGGAUGGUUUCUCAAACUGAGAAUGAAAGUGUCGCAGGCAACAACAGCAGCGAGCACAACUUGGGUGCCAGCCAGGCAUCUAGCAUGAUAUCUGAUACACCAGAUAUGAAAAUGGUGCCAAAUCCGAGCAGUAUUGCCCCAGGAUAUGGAGGUCCUUUGAAAGACAUCCCUCCAGAGAAGUUCAACAGUACUGCUGUGCCAAAGUCAUACCACUCACCCUGGGAGCAGGCCAUUAUCAAUGACCCGGCCUUGGCUGAUACACUCAUCCCUCGCAUGCCUGAGCUGGAGCCCAGAGCAGACCUACCAGGAUACAAAAGUUUCAACAGGGUGGCAACCCCUUUUGGUGGUUUCAAUAAGACACUGAGACCUGCUCCUAUGAAGCCCACCCAGGAAGAAAACCUUCCAGAAAUCCCAGAACACCUGACACUCCAGGCGGAUGAAGGGGUAAAUCGGCCUUCUUUCAACAGAUCUGCUCUGGGGUGGGUGUCUACGGGUGGUCCAGUUGCACUUCAAACUGUUCCCCUAGAGCCCAUGUUCAUCCCUGAGUCAGAAGACCUUUGAACCCGUGAAGAAGUCACACAGGGAUGCUGUCUAAGUAGUUACUACACCCGAAGUUAUUGUGGCCGGGGUGACAUUUCUGUCAGAAAGGAGUGAAAGUGAGGAAGCUUCCCGUUGGGUGUUGCUUGUUCAUCCCUUGGUUUUCCAGCAAUGUUCACUUUUGCAUUUCAGUGGUAAAAUUAAUAUAUCACCUUGUAAAAUAAGAGGAAAACUGGUAUACAGUUGUUGUAUAUUAAUGUGCAUAAUAGUGUUUUAUCUUGUAGACACACAUUUUUGCUCAAUAAAGUGGUGCAGAAUGAAACA
Melanotaenia boesemani (Boeseman's rainbowfish) is the source of this 3317-nucleotide messenger RNA. Its product is annotated as myozenin-2-like. Bases 2094 to 3017 code for a protein of 307 amino acids. Lineage: Eukaryota; Metazoa; Chordata; Actinopteri; Atheriniformes; Melanotaeniidae. The record is from RefSeq and is a predicted model, not a curated record. The transcript has 5 exons. Gene Ontology annotation, cellular component: actin cytoskeleton; Z disc. Gene Ontology annotation, molecular function: telethonin binding; actin binding; FATZ binding.